Darwinula stevensoni is the source of this 303-nucleotide messenger RNA. The record is from the annotation of a GenBank genome assembly. NCBI's taxonomy places the organism in Eukaryota, Metazoa, Arthropoda, Ostracoda, Podocopida, Darwinulidae.
AUGCAGGGUGGACAGGCAUGGGAUCCACCAAAGACAGAAUCCACCUUGAUUUAUGAAGAACCCUGUGUGAAAUUGACCAAAGUGGAUUCUGCAACAAGGCCCUGCAGCUCAAGGCUCCAAAGAGACUGCGAGGAGGUUGUCACCUUGGGUGUUCCUAAGGGAGAAGCUGAAACAUCUAAUGGAGCUCCACCAGAGGCCAGAUGGGAGGUGUCAGACGUUGGGGGUAAAGGAAAGAGUCCACGCCCAUACUUCGCUGCUGGCCUCGCCAUUCUUGGGUCUCACCAGCUGCUUCGGACGAUCUGA